UUGGUCCGGGCAGGGUCGCGCGUUCAUAUUUGAUCGAAAUUGUUUUUUUUAUUGACGCUACCGCGCUUCAUGUGUAUACUCUCUGGAACAGUAUUUUCAAAUGACACAUUUGACGGAGCGGUGACUGGCGGUGACAAUGUAAACAGUGAAUUUAAAGUUUCGUAAAGUCCGGAGCACUUUUUCUUUACCGAGAGGAUCAAUUGUAAGACAUAUCGGCGAUGGAUCGACGCAGAAGGGAAACAAACGGCAGGGUGAAGAGAUUCGACCCGUGUUUGUAGUUCUGACAGUUAUUUUGAGGUGUAUUAUUGAGACAAUAAAGUAAAAUGCCGACUACUCCGAAAAAUAAAGGCGAGCUCUUUCUGGCUUCCUCUCUCUGCGAUGGCUUGGAAGAUAAUAAUAUAAAGCAAAUAACGACACUGCUUUUAAAUAAAGAAGCUGAUCCAAAUGUUUUGAUACCGAUGCAAGGUAUAACUCCGUUCCAUCUAGUAAUUGGAAAUGAUUCUAAAAUUUUUGCGGAGGAAGUUACAAAGCUUUUCCUACAAUAUGGUGGUGAUCCUAACGUUAGAUCAACCGAUGGAAUGACCCCAGUUCAUGUAGCUGCCGCUUGGGGUCGUGUUGGUAUUUUGGAGCUUUUAUUGGCUAACGGAGGGGAUCCAUUUUAUUUAGAUGACGAUGGUCGCAGUCCGUUUCAUUAUGCGUUUGAUGGCGGAUUUUAUGAUGUAAUUUCAGUUCUUGGAAAAUAUUGCGGAGAAAAUGCUGAGAACGAUGAUGUGCCUAAAUAUAAAAUUGCGCUUGAUAAAGUACUUAUUAAUAAUGGAGAGGUGGUAGCUGAGUAUGUUGUGUCCGACAGUUCUGAAACAUCAACGGAUGAUUCAUAUUCUAUGUAUGUUUCUGCUCGUGAUUCAAGAAGUCGUGAUAAAAUAGACAAUGCGCCUGCACAGAAAAAUGAACUACAAAAUAGUUGUAUAAGCAAGAAUGAAGAAACAAUUUCUACUACGGCAGACGAAUCUUGUGGAACCGACGAUUUCAUAACAGUUCGACGUCAGUUUCUUCCUGCAAGUGUAAUAAAGAAAAAGUCUAGUGCAACUACUAAAAAGAAGCCUUUGCAAAAGUGCACUAAUGUAGAAAAAUCGUGUAGAACUAAAAACGCGUCUUUGGCAACAGACAGUGAGUUAUUAAAUAAGACUUCUUUUCUGUCAACGGACACUGAUGAAGAAUGUAUGCUAAGAAACAGUUCAAGAAAAGUGAUAAAUAAUAUAUUAAAAUCUGAAAAGUUAUUGGCACGUCAACAACGUAUAAGACACGUUCUCCCUUCAAAAACCAUUACAAAAGAGAAGACAGGAACUACCUGUAAAACUCCAAUAAACUCGGCAACAAAGUCAGUAUCUACUCAGAAGGCACAUUCCACAAAAAUAACUUCAAAAGCUGAUUUGAAAACUACUCCAAAAUACAAGGAAUAUGGAACUCCUAAACGGUGCACUCCAAAAUCAUUAUUUGCACCGGAUUGUUCCAUUAUAAGUAAAUCACCAAAUUUAAUAAUACCAGCAUUUACGGAAAGGGAGAAAGCUGCAAAGAAGCCAUUGCCCUUUGAAAAUCCAUUGACACAUAGCUUUGCUGGACAACGCUCUGCAGUUAAAACUCCUAUAACCUUAAAUGAACUUUAUCGAACAAUAUCAAAGUCAACACCUAGAAGAAAUCGAUGUAAUCAUUUUCCAAAAGAAGGGCAGUUUAAACCUUUUAAUAAUGAUUCUAACACACCAGUUCAUUUUCCAUUUCAAAAGCAGGGAAUACCGCAAACUGCUUCUCCUACAUGUCGCAACAAGAUUGUUCCUACCGAUUGUUUUGGGAUGGUUCCAUUUGUACCAGAAAACUUUUGUCCAUCAGUAAAUGGAAGACGUCUGUCAAGAGAUUUAGCUGUCAAGCUAGAUUCGAAAUAUGAUGAUGACACCCCUUCGCAACGAAACAUUAUAAAUCCAGACAGGGUGGAGUCAACAAACAAAUAUCCAAACUUACACUAUGCUAAAGCUGUUUUCUUUAAGGUUCCAUCCUAUAGAUCUAACGAAAUAUCCCUCUGCGAUCUCUUUCGUCACUCAAAAGGCUUUUCAGAAUCUAAAGAAUUUGAGUUAACCUCUAUGGGGGACUGUAAUGUAUUACAGAACCAUAAGGAAUUAAAACAUGUUACAAGUGAAUUAAGUGAAUCGAGUUACAGUGAAUCCACAGCUCCUAAAAGAUACUUAUAUAAUAAGGCAAUGACGAAUGGCUUGAGAAAUUGGAAAAAUAUGUCUACAGGAUUGAAUGAAUUGCUGGAAAGUCAGUCGGAAAAUGCAGAAAUUGCUAACGACUUCGACAAUCUCUCGUUAGGAGCAACAUCCUGUGGCCUUUCCGAGACGGAAGAGCCACUUUCGUUUGGAAAGAAAGAAACGUCUCUUAUCGAUGACUCGAUACUCUUAUCAGAUUACAGUAGUGGGGAUCAAAUGUACUUGAAAAAUAGUGAGUCUAAAGAGGAUGAUAUUUCUUCCAAUCCCCCCAACCAGCUGAACGAGAGAGUCGAUGGAAGUGCACAGUGGGAUUCAGUGCUAAGGUCUUCAUUCGAAUCCAUUGUUAGCAUUGAUGAAGAGUACAGAUACAAAGAUUCAGGAAAGGGUGUCGUUUUGUUGGAGCGCAGGCUUUGUGUCACCCCUACGUGUGUACCCAAAAAUAUGGAGAAUCACAAAAGUCAUGUCAAGAAAAGUAGUACAUCGGACACUGUUGGGCACUCGUUAAACCUGCCUAACGAACUGCAUCUUAUCGACAACCAUACAUUGCGUCAAAAACUGAUACAGUUUGGUGACACACCAGGACCAAUAACAACUUCCACGUACCAAGUUUACCUAAACCGUCUUUUGAAGUUAGAACGCAGUCAACAGAAAUUGAAAAAGACACAGUCUCCAACAGACAGUGCAAUAACUUCUGGGAAUAGAGGCAAUAAAGUAACGUUAGAUUCGCAUCUAAUGGAUACAAGGUGGAUGACGGAUUUGGAGCAAUAUAGAGUAUUGGAAGAAACUGCUUUCCAAGAGUUUGUGAGACCAGACCCGUCACGGAGGUGGCGAGAGGGCACCGGUAAAACAUCGUUCAAUUAUCUCCUGUUGGACUCUCGAGUGACGAUGGAUCUACCUCGUCGGGGUGUCAACCUUUUACAAUCGGAGAAGUGGAAGAUCUUCCUUUCAGCUAUCUUUUAUGUAGGAAAAGGGAAACGUAUUCGACCUUAUUCGCAUCUGUACGAUGCAUUUAACUUCUGGGUUAAAAAAGACAGUCAAGAGAAACCUUGUGAGAAAGUUCAAAAAAUUCUGGAUAUCUGGAACGAUCAACACGGUGUCAUCUCUCUGCAAGUUUUUCAAGGUAUCAUGGCAGUUGAGGCGUUAACUAGAGAAGCAGCGAUGAUAGAUGCCAUUGGCAAAGAGACGCUGUCCAACUGUAAAGGUGGUGAAUAUUACGGGGUGUCUGCAACUUGGGGAUUAUACGAAAAGAGAAAACUUGGCAGGUAUCUUCUUUAUAAAGCGAUGGAGAUUCUCAUGCAUGAGGGAGAACGGCAGUUAUUCCCUGAACACUUGUAGAUGUACGUAAUGCAGAUACCUUAAACGCGUUUUAAGAUACCGUAAAGAUAACUAAAAUAUUUAAUAUCACAAUGACAAGUGUUUUAAACUUAUCGUUUGUUAUGGACUUUUCCUGACAUACUUUAUUGUAAAAGGGAAUAAUUUUGUAAAUAGAUCGACGCUUGUUCUUAACAAGAGGUAACUAUUCCGUGAAAAGAAAAAUAUUUUAUUGGUAUACAAACAAAUGAGUCGUUCUGAUCUUGUAUAAUAGAAAAAAUAGUUGAGAAUGUUCACAAAAGAAUGUGAUAAUUAUUUACACCGUUUUAUCUGGAUGAUUCUAAUGACAAUAUCUAUAACGUAUGUAAUCCAAAGAUAUAUCGUUUAUAGUACCGUAUUUAUUCAUAAGAAAAGAUAAUCGUGGUGCAAGAUGUGAUUUUUUUUAUAUAUUUAGCAUAUGAUUAGCAGCUAUUUUUUUAAUCUGACCGUACUCAAUAUAAAAUAGAUAUAAUUCAUGCAAUAAUUAAAAUAGAGAAACGUGCACGAUUAGAAGAUACACUUAUGUAACUAACGUCUUUCAACCAGGAAAUAAGUAAAAUACACAAUCCUGUCAACUGGUUUA
This is a messenger RNA of Orussus abietinus, 4191 nucleotides long. RefSeq lists its product as uncharacterized. The record is from RefSeq and is a predicted model, not a curated record. The transcript is spliced from 7 exons. The coding region runs from base 324 to 3593 and encodes 1089 amino acids. Gene Ontology annotation, molecular function: protein binding; endonuclease activity. NCBI's taxonomy places the organism in Eukaryota, Metazoa, Arthropoda, Insecta, Hymenoptera, Orussidae.